AUGUAUUGCCCACCACGUGGCAGAUCUCCUAGCACAUCGGCCACUUUGUCUCCUUCUCCUUCUCCUUCUCCAAAUGGUACACCUCCAAGUGUAUCUAAUUUGCGCCUUAGAGAUAGCAGCUCUGAGCCUGAGUCACUGCCAUCCAACCAGUCUCAAACCCAUCUUUGUCCUCCUUCACCUGCACCUGCUCCUGCUCCUUCACCUGCACCUGCACCUGUACCUGCACCUGCACCUGCUCCUACACCUGCAUCGGCUCCUACACAGGCACCGAUAUAUCAUGGUUUACAUCCGGGAGAUAGAGAUGCGAUGGGUCAAAUUUUCAUCUUGCCUGAGGGAGCUGGGUUCUAUCCAGAUCACGACACUACAAAAGUCUUGCUGAAUGUUAUUCAGAGGCUUUAUGGCGAUCAUUUUUAUACUUCAUAG
Molecule: messenger RNA, 423 nt
Organism: Lycium barbarum (goji berry)
Lineage: Eukaryota; Viridiplantae; Streptophyta; Magnoliopsida; Solanales; Solanaceae
Exons: 2
Coding region: 1-423 (140 amino acids)
Source: RefSeq, a predicted model, not a curated record